Messenger RNA from Micropterus salmoides (largemouth bass), 3609 nucleotides. RefSeq names its product endonuclease V-like. Gene Ontology annotation, biological process: DNA repair. Lineage: Eukaryota; Metazoa; Chordata; Actinopteri; Centrarchiformes; Centrarchidae. Gene Ontology annotation, cellular component: nucleolus; cytoplasm. Gene Ontology annotation, molecular function: RNA endonuclease activity producing 5'-phosphomonoesters, hydrolytic mechanism; single-stranded RNA binding. Bases 117 to 875 code for a protein of 252 amino acids. The transcript is spliced from 9 exons. The record is from RefSeq and is a predicted model, not a curated record.
GUGACACAACACUGGCGCUGCUUGUUCACGUUGCUCCUAUAUCCGUGAUUAUCAAACAAACAAACAAACUUCCCUUUCCAACUGAGGUGUCUUCCUCUUCACCAGGCCCGAAACAAAUGUCCGCUCCUCCUGACGAAGAUUUGGUGAAGCAGUGGGAGAGCGAGCAGGCCCGUCUCAGACAGCAGGUGGUGGAGGAUGACACUGAGGACUGGCAGAGGUGUCCAGACUUCUCGGGCCUGGAGAGAGUCGGAGGAGUGGAUCUCUCCUUCAUCAAAGGAGAUGACUUCAAUGCCUGCGCCCAGCUCGUGAUACUCAGCUACCCAGAGCUGGAGAUGCUGUAUGAGGACAGUCAGAUGGUGACCCUGACGGCCCCCUACAUCGCUGGCUUCCUGGCGUUCAGAGAAACCCCAUUCUUCCUGGAAGCUUUGCAGCGGCUGGAGAGGAACCAGCCUAAACUUCUGCCUCAGGUGGUGUUUGUGGAUGGGAAUGGUCUCUUCCACUACAGAGAGUUCGGUCUGGCGUGUCAUCUUGGAGUGCUGUCGGGGCUUCCGUGUGUGGGCGUGGCCAAGAAUCUGCUGCAGGUGCAGGGCGUGUACAAGAAUGAGGAGCACCAGUCACAGAUAGCUGCUCUGCAGAAAGGAGGAGACAGCUUCCCACUCACAGCCGCCUCAGGCAAAGUGCUCGGAAAGGCAUUGCGAAGCUCCGACAAGAGCUCUAAACCGGUGUAUGUAUCCGUUGGCCACAAGAUCAGCGUGGACACAGCUGUACGCCUCACACACUCCUGCUGUCGCUACAGAGUCCCAGAGCCCAUCAGACAGGCCGACUGUCGCUCCAGAGAAUACCUUCGCACACACUUCCCAGCUACAGAUGCAUGAGUCAAAGACUGAGGUGCAGGGCCCAGACUGACCCAGACUGUGGAGCAAACAGUUCUGAAGCCAACUCUGCUUCUAAGGGACAGUAAAUAAAACAUGUUCAGGUGACUCAGGGGCACAAAGCUUUAAUUAUUUUUUUUUUCUCAAUCUUUCUCGAGCUUUUUGUCUCUCUGUUCUCCACUCAUUCUUUGUUUCACAGGCAUACACAAUGAAUUCAGAAAAUCAAAGUUAAUGUAGACUAUUAAAGGUUAAGUUCACAAGUCUGUCUUAAAAGUCAGGUGCCCAUAAGUUUGUUUACAGGUUUGGCUUUCUGUAAUCUUUCUCCCCAUUCAUACUGGCCAGUAAAAGCAACAUGCAACAUCAACAUAAGUGAUGGGGAAGUUAUCUGAAGCUAAUGUGAGGCCCAUAUAUAAUUAUAUUUGCCUGAAGAGGUCCUCUUCCUAGCUAACUGCAAAAUUCCCUCUUCCUGUGUUUCCUUGCUGAGCUGCUGAGGUGGCCAGAAACUUGACUCUAUAUAAAUGCUAAUGUUGCUCUGUGUCUGCUGGAUGUGUAAACAGCCCAUUUUUGGCUAAUAUGUUAUCCAAAACAAGGCCAUACUACGUCAAACGUGUGUGAUGUUAAGGUUGUUGUGCUCUGCUCCCAAGCGGCCAAAAACACUGACUAAUACUGCUUUGAAACUCAUGUUUUAAAGAGUGCAAAUCUAUCAUUGAAUCUUGUUGUAAAUGCAUACUUUUGGCAGUUUUUUUAGCACAACUUUUGUUUUAAAAAUAAAUGCAUGGAGAGUCCAUUAAUUCAAUCAACCCGUUUUAUAUGCUGCAUUAGCAGACUACAAAACUACAGUCAAGCAGACCAGCACAGAGUUAGAAUAGCCCUUUACUUUUCCUCAAAGACCCAUGAAUCCUUGCAUCAAAUAUGUUUUAUCCUAUCCUGUUUAAGUGCUGAGUGCAAAGUAAUUUAAAUGUCACUGCAUCAUAGCUGUUUGCUGUGCUGUUUCUUCCACAAUUUGUCGUCUCAUUCUCCUCCUCUCUGUUUGUAUGUGCAUGAACAGAAAAUGCUCCCUGUUUAAUUUGAUAUGGAAAUUGAAGCUGGGGUUAUGAUGAAGUCAUUUUUCUCCAUUUAAGAAUCCCCCAGGCAUUUCCUCUAUUGUUCUCAUGUUUCCCUUUCUUAUUUGUCCUUGUUUUACCAUCCCCACUUAUUGUUCCCUCAUUUGUUCCACUUCCACUGGCUCAGCUUCAUCAAAAUUUGUUUGUGCUUUAUAUAUUCAGCCCCCUCUAAUCUGUUCUGUGUGACUCCUCCUUUAUCUGGCACUAAGAUGAAAUCGCUGGCUCAUUCUGCUUUUUUGUUGAGAUAUUAACAGAUGGAGACAUUAGUCAUUUUGAACUAUUAUUAAUAUUAUUAUAAUAUUUUGCGCAACCUAACAAAACACAGGACAUCACGUGUAUGUGCUGUGGGUACAUGGGUUGCAUUACCAUACAUAGGAAUUACAUUAUAUACAUUGUUGUAAAUUGUUUUAGCAUGUCAAAGGUAAGAAAAAACAGGGUCUAUGACUUAUUUGUAAAACAAAGCACAGGCACUGAGGAUUAUAGUAAAACCCUUAAAUGUUUAUAUGUACCACUGUGUGACUGAGGGGGGUUUCUCCCUGAUCCACUGGAACGCCUUGCUACCUAAUAAAUUCAGCUGUCCAGCAGAUAAAGAGAACCGCCCCAUAGGUGAGUUUGUUUUGUUUUUUUUGUUAAUUGAUUGUCUGGCAUUUGUGGAGGCAUGUUAUCCAUGCUUUCUCCCUCUUUUUUCAUGCUUUGUAUCACUUGACUUUCACCUUUCCCUCCAUGUGUUCCUCCCAGUGGAGAGAGCUGCACAGUGUGCCUGAGGCAACUGCAGGCAUCGAGCGGGGCCCACAUAGUACAGUAACAGUGUGUAUGUGCGUGUACAGUAUCUGUGUUUCUCUGUGUGCAUUUGUGUGUUUAUGCAUUGAAGUGCAGGAAGAGAUGAUAGGAUGAUAGGAAAGAAGAUAAACUGCGAAAAGGUCAGAAAGUGAGGAUGGCUAGGGGGUUUAUGUGCGUGCGCACGUGCAUCCUUAUUUAGGGGGUUGACAGCACAGAUGAUAGGGGGGGAGAUUACACAAGAGAUGGUUUUCGAAGAUAAACGGUGGGUGGGAGUCAGAGAGAGAGAUGACAUGACAUCAUUGGGCUGUGAAAGAGUUUCUCUUUCCUCUCAUUCCCCAUUUCUAUCAGCAUUCAGUCAUCUGUUUCCACACCAACAGAGAUACAAAUUGCAUAGAAAGGCGGAAUAAGGGAGCGCACGUUGCACAUUUUGCAGAGCAAAACUUUAAAGACUGACUCCCUGGGAUGAACGAAGGAGGAUGAAGGGAGUGAUGGGGAUAGUAUGAAGGGAUUUGCAGAGAGAGAAAAGCCGAUGCUUGAUGUGGAAGCCUGCAGAUAGAGGAAAGACCCUUCCUUCUCCCCUCCCCUCUCUCUUCCUCUCUUUAUAUAUCCUCCCUGCUGUCUGUCUGACGCAGCGGAGGAGAAAAGAAAAACCCUCAGCGUCGUGCUUUGCGCUGCCUCGCCUCCCUCUGCCAGAACGCCGCCAUGCGCCACUCAAGUGUUGAUAAAUUGCCGCCACCUGCCUCAUUUUUCAUCACUGCCUCGUCGUCAAACACAUACGCACUGACACAAAAACCCUGUGCACUCUUCAGCGAUAACAAGAACAAUUGCUGAGCCCCAGGAAUGAAACAUGGGAA